AUGCGGCAGUACCAGACCUGGGAGGAGUUCAGCCGCACGGCCGAGAAACUCUACCUCGCUGACCCUAUGAAGGCACGUGUUGUUCUCAAAUAUAGGCAUUCUGAUGGGAGUUUGUGUAUUAAAGUAACAGAUGAUUUAGUUUGUUUGGUGUAUAGAACAGACCAAGCUCAAGAUGUAAAGAAGAUUGAGAAAUUCCACAGUCAACUAAUGCGACUUAUGUUAGCCAAGGAAUCCCGCAGUGUUGCCAUGGAAAUGGACUGACUGGUUUGAAAUGAAGAUUCUUUUUGUCAUGUUCCUAGGAAGUAAAUAGCUUUCGAAUUUGAGAAAGUUGACAAAAAAUACUUUAUGUAACUAAGUGAACUAUUCAAAAGCUGAGAGAUCAUUUUUUGUAUUUUAUUUUUAAUGUUUACUUUAGAGAGUUAGGAAUGUAAAUGCUUUCAGUUAGAAAUCCAUUAUUUAUCUUUGAAAAUUAAAUAUGAAAUGCAUCUGUCUUAGAAAGUUUUUGCAGGUUAUUUGAUGUUGACCAAAAUAUAUAAUUAUUUCUCUGGUAAGUUUAU
Molecule: messenger RNA, 557 nt
Organism: Sciurus carolinensis (gray squirrel)
Lineage: Eukaryota; Metazoa; Chordata; Mammalia; Rodentia; Sciuridae
Product: signal recognition particle 9 kDa protein-like
Exons: 1
Coding region: 1-261 (86 amino acids)
Biological process (GO): negative regulation of translational elongation; SRP-dependent cotranslational protein targeting to membrane
Cellular component (GO): signal recognition particle, endoplasmic reticulum targeting
Molecular function (GO): 7S RNA binding
Source: RefSeq, a predicted model, not a curated record